UGGUCUCAGUCAGUUCUUGGUGAACCGUUCGUUGUGCUGGUCGUGUACCGUAGUUAACGCUGCCGUUGUUGUGUUUAAAUUCACUUACAACUACACUUCUUUACUGCCAUAUAGUAAAACAAAAAAAAAAAAAACAAAACAAAAAAAACUUGUUCCGUGUGUGUGUGUGUAGCUUUGUGUCUUACAGUAGUAGUCGUUGUAGCCGUUGUUUGUCGAAAUUGUUGGUCCGCGUUGUAUCAUCUAGUACAGGUUUAGCCUUAGCCUCGACUUGAGGGUGUGCUUCAUACAAAGAAGUGUUAGUGUGUUUUGUAGUUUAAUAAAUUAAGGUAUCAGCCUGAAAGUCUAAAGAAAAAACAAAAACAACAACAAAAAGUAAAAGAAAAAAAAGAACAGAAUCCAAUAGAAAAACAAGUGUGAAAAAUGCCAUCAGCGUUCCGCAGGUGCACGCUGCAGGCCGUGUUACUCGCCUGUCUCUGCAUGGCCAUGUCGCCCUGGCGCGCCAAUGCCAGCAUCAUUGAGAAACUCCGCGAUGAUUCCGAUCUGUCGCAGGCGACAACGCUGAGGCGCCUUAUACCUGUUAGGUUUUAUAGUUUACUAGAGCAAAAUAUCAUUGCGAAUUCCACUUUAACACUGCGGCCAUGCACAGUGUUUGUGCCCACAAAUGCUGCAUUCCAGCGCCAUCAUGGACCCACACAUGUGCUCUAUCAUAUAACAACGACACCAAUGACGAAGGACGAACUUAUAAAAAUCAUACCAUCGGAUAUGGGUGGUAAUCCAUCAUUGUAUAUAACGAAAAAUCGCAAUGGCGACAUAUAUGUGAAUAACGCUAGAAUAAUACCAUCACUAACCGUCGAAAUGACCAAUAGUCUGGGAAUGCGUCAGGUAAUGCACAUAAUCGAUGAAGUCCUUGUGCCACUUACUGCACUGCCCACUGCCAAAAUAGAGUUCACCAAUUUGGAUGCUUAUCAAUUUUUGAAACAAGCGGAUCUCUUGGAUAUCGGCGAGAAUCGUUUGAGAUCGUACCGUUCGCAAGUGACUUUAAUGCGUAGAGAUAAUCUCUACCAGUCGCCAGGUGGACACACUUUUCUAAUACCAGUCGACGAAGGGUUCAAGCAAACCACACGCAGCAGUUUGGUGGACAACAAAGUCAUCGACGGACACGUCAUACCGAAUAAUGUGAUUUUCACGGCGGCCGCACAAAUUGAGGUGCCACAAACCACAGCCGCAUUUGAGGACAAUCUCAAAGUAACCGCUAGUUUCUUCAAACAAAAAGAUGGCAAAAUGUAUGUCAAAUCAAAUACAAUUGUGGGUGAUGAGAAACACCCCACUGGUGUUGUACUAGCGGAAAUUGUCAAAGCCAAUAUUCCGGUGCGAAAUGGUGUGGUGCAUCUGAUUCAUCGGCCGCUAAUGAUAAUCGACUCGACUGUGACGCAAUUUUUACAGUCCUUUAAGUUGAUGAACGACAAUGAAAAUGGUGCUCUACGCAAAUUUUAUAACGUCAUAAUGGAUAAUGGUGGCGAAGUGCUGACCGAUAUAAGCAAUUUGGGCGAGAUUACGAUACUGGCACCGAGCAAUGAUGCUUGGGCCGCAAAAAGUGUUGAGAAUAAUUUGGGUAAUCGUGAGAAAGUGCGCAGCAUUUUGAAUAUGCACAUUAUCAAGGGCAAAUUGAAUGUUGCACAAAUUCACCAGAAAAACGCUAAGAUGAUUGCUCAGGUGCCAACUGUUAACGAUCGUACAUUUUUAUAUUUCAACAUUAGAAAUGAAAAUGGCGAAGAUGUCAUCACUGUUGAGGGUGGUGGCGUUAAUGCAACUGUAUUGCAAGCGGAUGUUGCUCAAACUAAUGGUUAUGUACACAUCAUCGAUAAGGUACUAGGUAUACCAUACACAACUGUAUUAGAAAAACUUGAAACCGAUCCCAUGAUGAGCGAUACCUUCAAACUGGGCCAAUUUUCUGAUUUCAACAAUCAAUUGAAUAACACUAAGCGUCGCUUCACUUAUUUCGUGCCACGUGACAAGGCUUGGCAAAAGACCAAACUGGAUUAUCCUUCUACUCAUAAGAAACUCUUUAUGGAAGACUUCUCCUAUCAUUCACGCUCAAUAUUAGAACGCCACUUAGUGAUUGCCGAUAAAGUCUACACAAUGAAUGAUUUGGUGGCCAUGACAGCUGAAUCUGGUGAUUCCGUUUUGUUGCCAACUUAUAGAGAUUCAUUGAAAGUGAAAGUAGAGGAAGAGGCUGGACAUCUUCACGAUGAUAGUGGUUUAAUAGAGUGGACUGGCUAUGUAAUCACUUGGAAUUUCAAGAAGAUCAACGUCUAUCGACCGGAUGUUGAAUGCACCAACGGCAUAAUUCAUGUCAUCGAUUAUCCCAUGCUGGAGGAGCGGGAUGUUGUCGUUAACGGAGGUUAGGCAUUAAACCUACUUAGGAACCUUCAACUACUACACUACAUAAUCACAUUGUGUAGGUAAAAACAUAGCGCAGUUCAAACUGUGUCGUUGAUGUGUGUACUGUACUCUCUACCAUAUUUCUCAGUUCACAUUCCGUUACUGUUCAACAACAUUGUUACAAAAUGAUUACGAUCUGUUUCCUUUAUAAUUGAUACAUCUACUUCUACUUCUACAACUGCAAUAAUACUAUUACUUGUUGUAUUUGUAUUAUGUAUAGUAAUGGUAUUUAAUAAAAUUGAAGUUAAACAUUAAAAUUGUUCAAAUAUAAAAAAGUAAAUAAUAAUUAUUAAAAAAUAAAUAAAAAAUUAAAUGCAGUAAAUAUUUGAUAACAACCACAAAUUCAGUAAACACUUACAAGUAUAUACAUAUAUGAGAAAUUAGUUAAGCAAAAAGUUAUAAAAAAUAUACAACACUAAAUAAGUAAAUUUUGAAUAAAGUAAAAAGCGCAUAUUAUGCUCAUUAACCAAUGUUGAUGCCAACAUAAUUAAGUAGUUAAUAUAAAUGUAAUAACUAAAUGACAACUUCAUUUUAAUCUAAUAGUAUUUAGCCUACAUUUAAUGUGGUGUUUGCACUGUAAGUUUCGCAGUAGAUUCAAAGAAACAAUUUAAGCUAAAGCAGAGUAUACAUAUUGACAUAUUGAUGGUGUGUGGUAAGCUCGCUUAAUCAUAAAUAUUAUCUAAAUAAUGUACAAAUUCAUUCAGUAGCUGUAGCUUCAUUUUCGAGUGAAAAAAGCAUAAUAAUAAAUUUAAGUAAAAUUUAAUCAAAUAUGAGCAUUUCUCACUCACACGAAAACAUUUUGACAGUCAAAAGGUCACAACUGACGUCACAUUUGAAAAACUGAACUAUUUGACAGUUCAUUCGUUCUUGUAUUAAAUAAGAGUUCACAUUAAAUUAUAAAAAUCUGGUAUUCUUUUGCAAAAUUUAUGAGUAAAUAUUGAAAAUAACGUAAGGAAAUUGACGAAGUCACACGCUUGACAUUGAAGCGCAUUUGAACUUAGCUGUCAAAAUGUAGCCGUUACGCAACGCAACGCAAAGUAAACACUUCAUCUGACAUGACCUUAAAACGAUAUGCGAAGGUUAAUAGUCCUUCUCGCUAAGCUGAGGAACACUGACAAUUGUUAACAAUUUUUACUGAACUCGUACGGUGAGGCGAAAAGACAGUAAAAUUUGAGAAUAGCGCAUUUUUCACAUUUCAUUACUGUCUAAUUCUUACUGACAUUUCUCAUCGAGCAGCGCUAAUAACAGGGUUUACCAGAAGAGGUGAGUUGUUUUUAGUGAGUCAAAGUCUCACACUGGCAGAGUUAAGGGGUUAUAUAGGUCUUGAAGGCAAAAAAAAAAGAGCUUGGUUUCUCUAAUUUUUCAAAAGAUACUAAACAAAGUAUAAA
Ceratitis capitata (Mediterranean fruit fly) is the source of this 3830-nucleotide messenger RNA. It is a transcript of the gene Fas1, whose product is annotated as fasciclin-1. Gene Ontology annotation, molecular function: cell adhesion molecule binding. The coding region runs from base 421 to 2406 and encodes 661 amino acids. The transcript is spliced from 19 exons. Gene Ontology annotation, cellular component: extracellular matrix. NCBI's taxonomy places the organism in Eukaryota, Metazoa, Arthropoda, Insecta, Diptera, Tephritidae. Gene Ontology annotation, biological process: extracellular matrix organization; cell adhesion. The record is from RefSeq and is a predicted model, not a curated record.